UAGUGUGAUACGCGUUUUAACAGUGGAAAAAUUAUAUUUUACAAGCAUAACCCAUCUCAAGUGUUUCUGUGUUAUCCUUUAUAAAUUAGUCUGCAGAAAUGGCGGCUCAAUUUGGCAGAAAUCCGCAAAAUCUAGCCAAUGGUUUGAAAGCUGUUGCAAUUAUCGGAGCAACGACUUACGGUAUUUCCCAAACGGUGUUCAACGUUGAUGGGGGUCACCGAGCCAUCAUGUACAACCGGAUAGGAGGUGUACAGAGACACAUCUUGACGGAAGGCAUGCACUUUCGUAUACCCUGGUUCCAGAAACCUAUAAUCUAUGACAUCCGAUCUCGACCCCACGUAAUAUCUUCACCUACCGGGUCAAAAGACUUGCAAAUGGUAAAUAUUUCGUUGCGAGUCUUGUCUCGUCCCAAUGCGGAAAGUUUACCCACAAUGUACCGGCAGCUGGGCACUAACUACGAUGAAAAAGUUCUACCGUCCAUUUGCAAUGAAGUUUUGAAAUCAGUCGUUGCUAAAUUUAACGCUUCCCAAUUGAUCACGCAACGGCAUCAAGUGUCUCUGCUCAUACGAAGAGAGUUGGCUGAAAGGGCAGCUGAUUUUAACAUUAUUCUCGACGAUGUUUCUCUCACUGAGAUGAGUUUUGGUAGAGAGUACUCAGCUGCAGUAGAAGCUAAGCAGAUAGCCCAGCAAGCGGCACAGCGGGCAUCGUUUGUAGUGGAGAGAGCGAAGCAAGAACGCCAGCAGAAGAUUGUACAAGCCGAAGGUGAAGCUGAGGCAGCAGAGCUAUUGGGAAAGGCGGUGUCAAUGAACCCCGGAUAUUUGAAAUUGCGCAAAAUUAGAGCAGCGCAGAACAUUUCUAGAAUGAUCGCGAAAUCACAGAAUAAAGUUUUUCUGUCUGGGGAGAGCUUAAUGAUGAACCUCCAGGAUCCUGAGUUUGACAACUUCUCUGAAAAAUUGAUCAAGAAAAAGUAA
Messenger RNA from Zerene cesonia (dogface butterfly), 971 nucleotides. Its product is annotated as prohibitin-2-like. The record is from RefSeq and is a predicted model, not a curated record. The coding region runs from base 99 to 971 and encodes 290 amino acids. The transcript has a single exon. Gene Ontology annotation, cellular component: membrane; mitochondrion. NCBI's taxonomy places the organism in Eukaryota, Metazoa, Arthropoda, Insecta, Lepidoptera, Pieridae. Gene Ontology annotation, biological process: mitochondrion organization.